UGAAAAGUUAUGAUUCCCAGGAGACUUUAGAUAUCCUGCAUGGUUAUGAAGAUAUCUUCAUCUCCUUGUGGAUUACUGGAGGGGGCAGCUAAGUCAAGGUCUGCAAAUGCAUCCUUAGACUUCUUUUCUUUUCCUUGGAAAAGAUUCUUGAAAGGGGUAUUGAUUCCCAUGUUUUCUUUACAAGGACGCAUCUCUGUGCUACCUUCAAAACAGAGCUUCUGAUGAUACCUUCUAGCUUUGUCACCGUCAGAUGCUUUUCUUUGAGAGACUAAUUGUUGAAGGAGUUCUUUUAUCUCCCUUGACAUACUUUGUCUCUCUUCUGAGGUAUGUACGAAGCUUGAGCUUUUAUUUGCUAGCACUUUUCUUCGGUUCAUUUCCUUAAAGGAUGGUACAACAGCAGAGGCCUUAGUUGUCUCAGAUGGAUAUCUCUCUUCCAAAACUCUUCUCUUCUGAUUGAACUUAGUGUCUUCAAAUUUACUACAAGAGAUACUUGGCUUCGGAAAGAAGUUGGUUUUUCCUUUAGAAGUAACAUUUCCUUUGUUUUUCAUCGGGCUGUUGCUCAUUUUGCCCUCGGUUGAAUCCUUCCUUAGUGCCUGAACCUUAUUCUUUGUGACUGGGCUCGAGGUUUCGUCAUCUCAAUCGCAGAUGAGUUCUUGUUUCUCCCAGAAACUCUUGUCUUCCAUUUUAGUUGAAUAUUAA
Messenger RNA from Moneuplotes crassus, 699 nucleotides. Lineage: Eukaryota; Ciliophora; Spirotrichea; Euplotida; Euplotidae. The record is from the annotation of a GenBank genome assembly.